Funneliformis geosporum is the source of this 161-nucleotide messenger RNA. The record is from the annotation of a GenBank genome assembly. NCBI's taxonomy places the organism in Eukaryota, Fungi, Glomeromycota, Glomeromycetes, Glomerales, Glomeraceae.
AUGAUGAAACUGAAAUUAAAGAAUCCAAUAUAAUUGAUGAUGAUUGGAAAGUAAAUGAUUUAGAAGAAACUAAUAAUCAAGAUGAAGAUAGUUUUAAGAAGGAAAAAGAAUUAAAAAAUAAUAAUGAAAUGGUAAAACCUAUUGAAAAACAUGAAUUUUAA